AUGGCUAAUGAAUUGCGUGACUUGGUGAAACAAGAACGGAACAUCUUGAAGACAUUUGAUUCAGUGAAAUUGUUCGUUGAAGGAUUCGAUGUUGAAGUGCAUAGUGUGCAAGUGGAUAUUCGGUUGGAGCGACUGGAAAUUGCCUUCAAGGAAUUCCACAACGUCCGUAGGAAGAUCGAACUACUGACGGAUGAUGUUGACGACGAUGAAGAAGAUGCUGCAAUGGAUCCCAAGAAAGAUGCAGAAAAUGCGAGGAUCAUCAUGGAUGCUGAAGACAAGUACUGUACCCUCAAGGCCAUUCUGAUGAGUCUUCGACCGAAGCUGAUAGAUCCUACGGCUAACACUCAACCAGUCGCACACGUUGCCGGUGCAGGAUUAUCACGUGUUAAGCUUCCCGAGAUUCGCUUGCCAACCUUUAGUGGACCGCUCAAGGAAUGGGUAACGUUCCGAGAUACAUUCCGUAGCUUGAUCCAUAAUAAUCCACAGCUAACGGAUAUGGACAAGUUUACGUACCUUCGAUCGUCGUUGAAUGGAGAAGCGUUACAGGAAAUCAACUCGGUGGAAAUGUCUGACGUAAAUUACGCAGUUGCCUGGGAAACGCUGGAGAAACGGUACGAAAAUAAAAAGCUGAUCGUCAAGGCUCAUCUCGAUGCACUUUUUGCUGUGGAGCCAACCAGGAGGGAGAGUUACGAGUCGCUUAAUCGUCUUAUCAGCGAAUUCGACAAAAACCUGCUGAUGUUGGAGAAGGUAGGAGAAAAGACCAAUGACUGGAGCACCAUUCUGGUUCACAUGGUGUGUUCUCGUUUGGACUCAGCAACGCUUCGGAACUGGGAAGCACAUCAUAAUUCGAAGGAGGUGCCGAAGUAUGAAAACCUUAUCCACUUCCUACGAGAUCAUUGCUCCGUGUUGCAGUCCGUCGCUCCUGCCAAAUCUACGCCGAUACCAGAGAAACGAUCGAAGCCGUCCGUCAGCAACUCAGCAGUCAAGUCAUGGAACAAGUGUCCGUUUUGUGGGGACGGAUUUCAUUCCGCUUUUCGCUGCGUGAAAUUUUUGAAACUGAAGGUACAUGAACGCAGUGAUGCUGUGAAAAGAGGCAGACUCUGCUUGAACUGUCUAUCGCCAGGACAUCAGGCACGAUUUUGCAGCAAGGGCGUGUGCCACCACUGUAAUCAGAAGCAUCACUCCCUGUUGCACCCAGAAUCACAGCAGUCAAGCACUAUUAGAAAUACAUCCUCCGUCCCACAAGAGCAAAGUAGACCUCCAGCUGGUAAUCAGCAACAACCACAGACACAAAUACCAAACCAGAACCAACAAACACACGCUCACAGCGCUCACCAGUCUACAAGUUCUCUUCCCGUAUUACACUCGCAUAACACUGCACCACUGUCCACCACAAACCAACCAUGCACAACCCAGAACACUAUCGCGCUUCCAACCAAUACACUAUCCACACAAGAUAUUCUACUGUCCACCGCCAUUGUGUGUGUUAAAGAUAGUUACGGCAACUCACGACUAGCUCGAGCGUUACUAGAUUCGUGCUCGCAAUUCUGCUUCAUGACGACGAACUUCUCCAGUAAACUCAAGCUUCGGGCUUCACCUGAACACCUGUCAGUCCAAGGAAUCGGUGGUUCAGUCGUCGUAGCGCGGAAGGUAGUUAAGGCAGCAGUUCUACCUCGCUCUCAGGAAAUAUCAUCGUAUCGUGAGGAGAUGAAUUUCUACGUUUUGCCGGAGUUAACGGCAACCUUGCCUGCACGAAGAAUCAACGUGAACCACUGGACGCUCCGGACUAAUAUCAGCUUUGCGGAUCCCCAGUUCCACGAACCUGGUCGCAUUGAUCUGAUAAUCGGAGCAGAACACUACUUCAAUCUGCUCUCUGACGGUCGUGAGAAGGUUGGAGAUGAAGGCCCUACACUGCAAAAUACAGUCUUUGGAUGGGUGGUUUCCGGUCGAGCAGCCGAUCAACCAGGCACGUUGCAUCGCACAUUGUCGUAUUCGUGCACGCUUGCAAACCUGCAAGAACAGUUGACGAAGUUCUGGGAGAUAGAAACCUGUCGUUCCAGUAGUAGUCAAUCGGUAGAGGAGACGGCGUGUGAAGUAUUCUUCGAUCAAACAACCACUCGUGAUGAUGCAGGCAGAUUUAUCGUCGCACUUCCAAAGCGUGAAUUCAUCAUCAAUCAGCUCGGCGAGUCCAGAAACAUAGCGACAAGGAGAUUUCUGGGCUUGGAGAGGCGGUUCCAGUUGAAUCCCGAGUUGAAGGCAGCGUACGCAGAUUUCAUCCACGAAUACGAGCGACUUGGUCACAUGGUGCAAGUUCCGGACGUCGAAGAGCAGUUUCCCGUGUACUAUCUUCCCCACCAUGCAGUUUUCAAACUGGAUAGUACAACAACGAAAUUACGUGUCGUUUUCGACGCGUCCUGUAAGACCAGCAGCGGUGUAUCGCUCAACGAUGCGCUAAUGGUUGGACCUGUAGUUCAGGAGGAUUUGAUCACCAUCACACUCCGAUUCCGUUUGUUCUGCAUUGCCAUUGUAGCGGAUGUGGAAAAAAUGUAUCGGAUGAUACUCAUCUAUCUACUCGAUCGAUGCCUACAGCGGAUCGUCUACCGAGAUUCCCCUGACGAACCGAUCCGAACGUACGAGUUAGCAACUGUCACUUACGGGACUGCAUCUGCACCAUACUUGGCGACAAAGUGCUUACAGCGACUGGCAGAAGAAGGAGCUCUCGCUUAUCCUCGCGCAGCUAAGGUGUUGAAGGAAGAUUUUUACGUCGAUGACAUGCUGACUGGAGCGGACAACGCCGACGAAGCGAAGCAGCUGGCAAAGGAAAUGAUCACGCUAACUUCAUCAGGUGGAUUCAACCUGCGAAAGUGGAACUCCAACUGCAAGGAAUUUUUAGCCGAAUUGCCCCCCGAUCUCCUCGAUGAUCGUGCCACUUUAGAGCUUGAUUCCUCAACUUCACCAGUGAAAACUUUGGGGUUACUGUGGGAGCCGCAUUCAGACAAUUUCCGAUACCAUUCUCCUAAGUGGGAAAACGAAGCAGUGCUCACGAAACGCGUCGUUCUCGCAGAAGCAGCUCGCCUGUUUGACCCGUUAGGAUUGAUGGGUCCAGUUGUCGUCAUUGCCAAGAUAUUUCUCCAAGAAUUGUGGAAGCAGCAGUGCGGUUGGGAUGAUCCACUACCCGAAGCGAUGCAGAACUUUUGGCAGGAGUAUAGGAUGAAUUUGACAGCCCUCUCGUCGUUUUCAAUUCCUCGGUGGAUAGGAUACACAUCUGAUGCAAUUUCGGUCGAGUUGCACGGUUUCUGUGACGCAUCAGACAAGGCAUACGGUGCAUGCCUCUACGUGCGUUGUACACUGUCGGAUGGCUCAGUAGAAGUUCGGCUGCUGAUUUCCAAAUCGAGAGUAGCACCACUGGAGGAUCUCAAGCGCAACAAGAAGAAGUUAACCACCCCUCGCCUCGAGUUGUCAUCCGCACUGCUCCUCAGUCAUCUGUACGAGAAGGUCAAGCACAGUAUUCGUAUUCCGCACACCGCAAGCUUCUGGACAGACUCGACAAUCGUAAUGCAUUGGUUAUCUUCGCUGCCAUCGAGGUGGCAGAUGUUCGUAGCGAAUCGCGUGUCCGAGAUUCAGCACAUUACGAAGGGUUUCGAUUGGAAUCAUGUCGCUGGCUUGGAGAACCCAGCUGACAUCGUGUCACGAGGGAUGAUACCGGCUCAGCUUCAGUACAGCACGAUUUGGUUUGAAGGUCCACCAUGGCUGCGUCGAGACCGCAGCACCUGGCCGGUGGGAAGUCCUGAGGAAGAUUUCGAGCAAUCACUGCUAGAAGAACGAAGUGCAGUCGCAAUUCCAGCACAGUCCAAGCCACACAGUGACAUCUUUUCAUUUCAUUCCUCUCUAUCUACGCUGAUCCGUAAAGUUGCAUGGAUUCGUCGCUUCAUCCACAACUGUCACAAUCGCGAAGAAAGACGCAAUGGGUAUCUCAGUCACGCUGAACUCCAAGAAGCUAUGCUAUCACUAAUCCGUUUGUCUCAGAGGGAAUCGUUUCCGGAGGAGAUUUCUGCACUCCAGAGCGGAAAUCAAGUCAAGCCGUCGUCAUCGAUCAACAGACUCACACCAAUUUUCGUUGACGGGGUACUGUACGUAGGUGGUCGGCUAUCCAAGGCACCUAUUCCAGUGAGUCGCAAGCAUCCAGCGAUUCUCAGCUAUCAUCAUCCCCUGAGCAAACUAGUAGUCAUACACUACCACCAGAAAUUGUUCCACGCUGGGCAACAGCUUCUCAUAAGUAGAGUACGGGAGAAGUACUGGCCCACGCAGAUCAGAAGAUUAGCCAACACCGUAAUCAACGAAUGCGUGCCGUGCUUCCGAUGCAGACCGAAAGUGUUGGAUCAGCUGAUGGCAGAUUUGCCGUCGGAACGAGUUACACCCGCGCCACCGUUCCUGAAAGUUGGUGUCGAUUACUGUGGACCUUUUCUGGUUGCCUAUCCCAAUCGUCGAACAACUCCGCGUAAAUAUUUCGUCGCAAUCUUCGUCUGCUUGGUCACGAAGGCUGUUCAUCUGGAGCUGGUGGGAGAUUUAACAAGCGAAGCCUUCCUCGCAGCAUUCAAGCGUUUCGUCGCACGAAGAGGCAAACCAACCCUGGUAAUGUGUGACAACGCUCUCAACUUCGUCGGAGCAAGGCGCAAACUCGACGAACUACACGAACUAUUCCGUAACCAGCAGUUCCAGCAGUCGAUCGUAAAUGAAGCUGAAGAAGACGAGAUAGAAUUUCGAUUCAUCCCAGCACGUUCGCCCAAUUUCGGUGGCCUUUGGGAAGCUGCCGUAAAAUCCUUCAAAAGCCACUUCAAACGCACCAUCGGAUCCAGAACGUUAUUGCACGAUGAAAUGCAAACGGUGAUAGUUCAAGUGGAAGCGAUCCUCAACUCCCGUCCGUUGACGCCGGUCAGCAAUGACCCAACGGAUUUCGAAGCAUUGACGCCUGGUCAUUUUCUGGUUCAGCGACCGCUAACAGCUGUUCCAGAACCGGACCUCAGUCAUAUCCCGGAGAAUCGUCUUUCACUGUGGCAAAAAUCGCAAGACUUCGUGCAGCAGAUAUGGAAGAAAUGGUCCUCGCAAUACCUGUCCGAUCUCCAUAACCGAACCAAGUGGACUCGUCGACGCAAUAACAUCUCCGUUGAUACAAUGGUUCUCGUGAAAGAGGACAAUCUUCCACCGAUGAAAUGGAAGUUGGGACGAGUAGUAGAGGUUCACGCGGGUUCCGAUGGGAAUAUCCGUGUAGUGACCGUGAGAACGAAGGACGGUCUUUUCCGGAGAGCUAUCUCAAAGAUUUGCGUCCUUCCCAUUCGGGACAACCAAGCUGUGCCCACUUCUGAGGAGAAUUGA
Molecule: messenger RNA, 5373 nt
Organism: Ochlerotatus camptorhynchus
Lineage: Eukaryota; Metazoa; Arthropoda; Insecta; Diptera; Culicidae
Exons: 1
Coding region: 1-5373 (1790 amino acids)
Biological process (GO): DNA integration
Molecular function (GO): zinc ion binding; nucleic acid binding
Source: RefSeq, a predicted model, not a curated record